UUAUAGUUGCUUUCUAGCUAUUCAUACCUUUUAUGUAUAUCAUUUGGUUUUUAUAAUUACCCUGUGAAGUAGAUAUAGCAUAUAGUAUAGAUAUAUAUAUAUACACACACAUAUACAUACAGACCUAUAUACAUACUUAAUAAUAGCUCUGGUUUUGUGUAUAUACGCUAUAAAAUAUAUUUAUAUAUAAAUCUCCAAAGCUCUACUGUUAAGUAACUUGCUUAGCAUUGCUAAAUUAGUGAAUAGUGGAAUCAGAAUUAAAACCACGUUUUUCACUUAAAAUGCAGGAAAUUUGCAAAAUGCAGUCCUCGAAAACAACACCUACUAACUGGGAAACAAAAACAGAACAUUUUUUUUUAUUUAACAUGCUACUCUAAGUAACAUUUGUCUCCUGAUAACCUAGUAACUUUCUCCCAGAGGACUUGAGGUGGUGAUGGCUUUUGUUUACUUGCUACAUUAGGAUAUUGGUCAAAAAGGGAAAGUUCUCCGAGGGAGGUGGCUCAGUACUUGCAGAUUCUUUAUGCUUAAAAAAACUGAAUCAAAAUCAAAUACUGACCAGCACAUAUAACAUUUUCCUUCAUUUUAGAUUUUCUUCCAUUUGUAUGUGAUGGUUGUUCAGGAAUAUUUUGCCUUGAGCACAGAAGCAGAGAGUCGCACAGCUGUCCUGAGAAUGUCUCUCAAUUGGAUCUCAAUUAAAUAGUGAAGAAAAAUCACUUACCUUGAGACUGUGGGAACAAGUUUGGAAAAAUAGUGACUGUAGUCAAGGAGAGGCUAAAGUCAGAUACACAUGCGUCUUACCCAUGUGCGUUCAAGGGCUGUGCUGAGAAAGAGCUUGUACCAGUGACCUGUCCUCACUGUGAGAAGAACUUUUGCCUGAGACACCGUCACCAGUCAGAUCAUGAAUGUGAAAAACUGGAACUCCCUAAGCCUCGCAUGGCUGCCACUCAGAAACUCGUUAGAGACAUUAUUGAUUCCAAGACAGGAGAGACAGCGAAUAAGCGACGGAAGGGUGCAAAAAAUAAUGCAACAGCUGCCAAGGUAGCACUGAUGAAAUUAAAGAUGCAUGCUGAUGGGGAUAAGUCACUGCCCCAGACGGAAAGAGUCUACUUGCAGGUUUUCUUACCCCAGGGGAGCAAAGAGAAGAGCAAACCCAUGUUCUUCUGCCAGCGCUGGAGCGUUGGGAAGGUCAUCGACUUUGCAGCUUCGUCAGCCGGUCUCAGAAACGACAACAACAAGUCCACAGCCAAGAAGUUAAGGCUCUGUCACAUGACUUCUGGAGAAGCGUUGCCCUUGGACCACACGCUGGAAGCCUGGAUGGCCAGGGAAGACUGUCCCUUAUACAACGGCGGGAAUGUUGUCUUGGAGUAUCUUAGUGAGGAAGAACAGUUUUUAAAGAAUGUCGACUCUUACUUGGAAUAGUCGUUCAAGGAUCCAAUCAGGAAACAUGAGGAAAAGUCUCUGUGAAGUCAGUUUCUUUACUACAAAUACUAUCAGUACUUUUUUAAGUUGCUCUUACAUUUUUUUAUUAUGUCGUAAUGUCCAUGAUCAGUUUUCUAUAAAUUGGAUUUAAAUUUUUUGUUU
This is a messenger RNA of Myotis davidii, 1581 nucleotides long. RefSeq names its product zinc finger, AN1-type domain 1 (gene ZFAND1). Gene Ontology annotation, cellular component: cytoplasm; cytoplasmic stress granule. Bases 934 to 1419 code for a protein of 161 amino acids. Lineage: Eukaryota; Metazoa; Chordata; Mammalia; Chiroptera; Vespertilionidae. The transcript is spliced from 8 exons. Gene Ontology annotation, biological process: cytoplasmic stress granule disassembly. The record is from RefSeq and is a predicted model, not a curated record.